This is a messenger RNA of Aureobasidium pullulans EXF-150, 4053 nucleotides long. RefSeq names its product RNB-domain-containing protein. The transcript has 3 exons. Bases 1 to 4053 code for a protein of 1350 amino acids. Gene Ontology annotation, biological process: mRNA catabolic process. NCBI's taxonomy places the organism in Eukaryota, Fungi, Ascomycota, Dothideomycetes, Dothideales, Saccotheciaceae. The record is from RefSeq and is a predicted model, not a curated record. Gene Ontology annotation, cellular component: exosome (RNase complex); P-body. Gene Ontology annotation, molecular function: 3'-5'-RNA exonuclease activity; RNA binding.
AUGGACCAACACGGACAGAAUGGCCCUUCCGGCCCUGGUGGUCGUCGCCUCCACAUUGCACACAGACGUAGUCCUUCUGAGCUCACUCCCCUAAUGAUGGAGCAACUCGCUCUUGCUCAGCAGAUUGAACUUCUCCAACAGCAACAGCAGCAGAUCGCCGCGACUCACCAACAGUACGUCAACCUGGGCAUGAUCCAACCCCAGCAACAACUACCCAACCAAGCAUUCGCCCAGAUGCAGGGCCAGAUGCCCAACCACAACUUCCAGUUCCCCCAACAACAGCAACAACAGCAGCAGCAGCAUCUGCAGUUGCCCGGCUCUAUGGGCCCGCCCGCAGGCCACCGCCGUAACCAGUCCGCCAUGCCCAACAUGACCAUGGGUCCCCCACCUGCUCCUUCAGCCGGUUCUUCCGGUACAUUCGGGGAGUUCAGCUUCCCUGGCGGUGCAAAGUCGGAAAAUGUCAACCCCAGACCCCGCAACAGCGGUUCAGUCAGUGGUGGCAGUGGUCACAGCAGAAGACACUCGCUCGCUCUGCCCGAAGCAAAGAAGGCUGCCGAGAUUGCCGAGCAGAAGCGCAAGCAGUCAGGCUUCCAGUUCCCUAUCCCUGGUGCCGCUGGUGCCACCCCUGACCGCUCCGUGAGCCCCGGUAAUGCCAACAAUGACAUGCCACCCCCUGCUAACAACUUCUCUGCACGUAACUCCGGUCGCGGUGGACACGGACGUAGUCAGAGUCUGGCCGUUGGCAAUCAGAGAAAUCAGCGUGGUGGCCCUGCUUUCCAGUUCCCGCCCCCUGGUGAGAUUAACAAUGUUCCUGAACGCCGUGGUAGCCAGGGUCAUGGAAGAACUCAAUCACGUAACUUCGAUGGCAACUGGCGUCAGCAGCAGCCGACCAUCCAGGAACAGCAUGCUACCAACAUGGGUAACUUCCAGAUGAACCAACACGCUGGGGCCCAGCCAUUCCAGCCUGGCCACCGUCAACGCGGCUCUGUCAGCAGCCAGUCGAUCAGUUCGAUCAGCAACUUCCAAUUCCCCCAGCAGCCUCAGCUUGUUCAGCUUCCUCAAGGACAGGUUCUCAUGCAGCCGAACAUGUUCGCUACCCAAAACUUGAACGCUCUGCAACUGGCUCAGAUCCAGGCUUACCAGGCCGCCGGACUUCAGCCCCCAAUCGCCGGCCUGCAAGGACAGCAAGGUGGUCAGCAGAUGACCAUGCAGCAACAGCAGCAGCAGCGCAAGACUCUCUUCACCCCCUAUUUGCCUCAGGCUACACUCCCCGCUCUGCUUGGCGAUGGACAGCUCGUCGCAGGUAUCCUCCGUGUCAACAAGAAGAACAGAAGCGACGCCUACGUCACCACUAACGACCUCGACGCUGACAUCUUCAUUUGUGGUAGCAAGGACCGCAACCGUGCCUUGGAAGGCGACCUUGUUGCCGUUGAGCUCCUUGACGUUGACGAGGUCUGGGGCCAGAAGCGCGAGAAGGAAGAGAAGAAGAAGCGCAAGGACAUGACCGAUAGCCGCGGUACGUCCAUGACCGCUGUCAACGAUGCUACCACUCAGCCGGAAUCCUCCGCUGCCGAGGGAGGUAUCCGUAGACGUGGUAGCUUGAAGCAACGCCCCACCCAGAAGAAGAACGACGACGUUGAAGUCGAAGGUCAGAGCUUGCUCCUUAUGGAGGAGGAUGAAAUCAACGACGAGCAGAAGCCCCUCUACGCCGGUCAUAUUGUGGCCGUCAUCGAGCGUGUUGCUGGUCAGAUGUUCUCUGGUACCCUUGGUCUUCUUCGUCCCAGCAGUCAAGCCACCAAGGAGAGACAGGAGGCUGAGCGCCAGGGUCGCGAUGGUGGAAACCAGCGCAACCAACCAGACAGACAGCAGGACAGACCCAAGAUUGUUUGGUUCAAGCCUACCGACAAGCGUGUGCCACUGAUCGCCAUUCCUACCGAGCAGGCACCCAAGGACUUUGUUGAGAAGCACCAGGACUACGCCAACAAGAUUUUCGUCGCAUGCAUCAAGCGCUGGCCCAUCACCUCCCUUCACCCCUUCGGUACUCUUGUCGAGCAGCUGGGUGAUGCCGGUGACCUUAAGGUGGAGACCGAUGCUCUUUUGCGUGACAACAACUUCGGCCCUGACGACUUCUCUGAUGCUGUCCUCAAGAACGUUGGUUACGAGGACUGGUCCGUGGCCAAGGAUGGCGAGGCCGCUCUGGAAUCUCGCCGUGACUUCCGUAACGAGCAGACCUUCACUAUCGAUCCCAACGGAAGCGAGGAGCUCGACGACGCAAUUCACUUCAAGACUCUUAGCGAUGGCCACGUUGAGAUUGGUGUUCACGUUGCUGACAUUUCUCAUUUCGUCAAGCCUUCAUCUAUGGUUGAUCGUGAGGCCAAGAAGCGCGGUAGCGGUGUCUAUCUGAUGAACCGCACCGUCAAGAUGCUUCCUCCCAAAAUCAGCUCCGAGAUAUGCUCUUUGAGUCCUGGUGAGGAGAGAUACACUGUCAGUGUCGUCUUCAAGAUCAACCCUGAUACUGGUCGUGUCCUUGACGAGGACACCUGGAUUGGCAAGGCAAUCAUCAAGAGUACUGGAAAGGUCUCUUACGACCAGGUCGACAGUAUCGUCAACGGACAAGGCAACUCUGGCCUCGAAGGCGAACGUGCCAGUCAGAUCCAGCAGCUUCACAGCAUCUCUCAGAAGUUGCGUCAAGCCAGAUUUGGUGAUGGUACCACCAACAACCAACCUCUCCGCUUGAUCUACCAGCUGGAUGACGAGAACGUGCCCGUCGAGCACAACAUAUUCGACUCUUCCCCUGCUCAUGAGUUGAUCGAGGAAUUGAGCCACAAGACGAACUCCUUCGUUGCUCAGAAGAUUUUCGCUGGCUUGCCUGAGAAGGCCUUGUUGCGUAAGCAGGCUCCACCCAACCCCCGUCGCUUGGUGACUUUGAGCGAGCGCAUGGCCAACAUUGGCGUCGACGUGGACACUUCCAGCAGUGGCGCCCUGCAGAACAGUCUCUUCCAGAUCGAAGAUCCCGAUGUCCGCAAGGGUGUUGAGACUCUUCUGAUCAAGGCCAUGCGUCGUGCGAAGUACUUCAUUCCUUCCAAGUCUCCUGCAGACCAGUACCCCCACUACGCCCUUAACCUGCCCUUGUACACCCACUUCACAAACCCCUCGCGCCGCUACGCUGAUAUCGUUGUUCACCGUCAACUCGAGCACGUCCUUACCAACGGUGCCGUGGAAUUCACCGAGGAUGUUGAAGCUUUGGCAAAGACUGCCGAGACCGCAAACACCAAGAAGGACUCGGCUCACGCUGCACAGGAACAGAGUGUUCACAUCGAGUCUUGCCGCGCACUUGACAGAAAGAGUCAGGAGCUUGGUGGCGACCUCAUCAGCGAGGGUAUCGUUCUUUGUGUCUACGAAUCAGCCUUUGAUGUGUUGAUUCCCGAGUAUGGCUUUGAGAAGCGCGUACACUGCGACCAGCUUCCCCUGAAGAAGGCCGAGUUCGACAAGAACAAGCGCUUGCUUGAGCUCUACUGGGAGAAGGGUGUCCCGUCCUCGGCCUUCGUCCCCGAGGACGAGAAACCCAAGGCUAGCCGGGCUAACAACUGGAACGCCGCCGCAGCUGCCCGCGACUCUGCUGCAACUCGCGCCAAGGAAGAAGAGGCUCAGCGCAAGCAAAUGCAGACCGCAACCAUCUCCACUGACGACGCUGAUGCUCUCUUUGAUGACGAUGAUGACGCUGUCUCCGAGAUCACUGAACAGGCUGCCGGCGUGUCUCUCAACACAGAUCGCAACACUCAGAGUAUGCCACCCUCGCCCACUCGCAACGGCAUCUCUUCUCAACAUGGACCUCAGCGCACAAAGUCUGACUCGAAGAUCCUCCACACCACUCCUGAAGCCAAGCUCAGCAACAAGGAUAAGUACCUGAAGCUGUUUAGCCUUCGCGAGUCGGAUGGCAACUACAUCCAGGACGUCAGAGAGAUGUCGAGGGUGCCGGUCAUCCUUAAGACGGACAUGACCAAGAGUCCUCCAUGCUUGACCAUCAGAUCCCUCAACCCCUACGCGUUGUAA